Molecule: messenger RNA, 885 nt
Organism: Salmo salar (Atlantic salmon)
Lineage: Eukaryota; Metazoa; Chordata; Actinopteri; Salmoniformes; Salmonidae
Gene: igfbp-3a2
Product: insulin-like growth factor binding protein 3 paralog A2
Biological process (GO): regulation of insulin-like growth factor receptor signaling pathway
Cellular component (GO): extracellular region
Molecular function (GO): insulin-like growth factor II binding; fibronectin binding; insulin-like growth factor I binding
Source: RefSeq, marked provisional
AUGCCCGGUCUAUGCUUGUUUUGUCUCACUGCCGUGCUCGCUGCAUUCACCCGGUUCGCGGAGACCGUGGGAACGGUGGUCCGAUGCGAGCCGUGUGACACCGUGGCUCUCAUGCAGUGCAAGCCUCUGGCAAAAGACUGCGCCGACAGCGUACGGGAGCCUGGCUGUGGGUGCUGUCUGACGUGCGCCCUUGCGGAGGGUCAGGCGUGUGGAGUGUACACCGGGCGCUGUGGCUCCGGGCUGACUUGUCAGCACCAACCCGGGGAGACCCGACCACUACAAGCCCUGCUAGAGGGACGGGGAGCGUGCUCCAGCGUCGCGUCCAAAAAACUCAGCACCAUUCUGCUCCCCACACAGAAACAAGAGAACGCAGGCAGGGAGAAGGUGGUGACGGGGGAAGAGUGGCGUACCAAUGCCACCGUGAUGACGACCAUGGCGGUGGGUGUGGUUGUUGUUGAAGGCGGAGGCGGCGAACACCGAGUGGCGUUAGAGGCCAAACCGCCGCUGCACACCAAGCUGGAUGUGAUCAAGAAGGAGCAGAAUAAGAAGAGCCAGAGCUACAAGAUGGAGUCAGGAUCUGGGGGAGUCAAAACCAACAUUCCCAGGUUUUCUCUGGAGGACAAGAGGGAGACCGAGUAUGACCCAUGCAGGAGAGAGAUGGAGAGCAUUCUGAACAGUCUUAAAAUCUCCAGUGUGCUCAUCCCCAGAGGUGUCCGCAUCCCCAACUGUGACAAAAAAGGCUUCUACAAGAAAAAACAAUGCCGUCCAUCCAAAGGGAGGAAGCGAGGUUACUGCUGGUGUGUGGAUAAGUACGGUCAGCCUCUCUCCAGCUACGAUGGAAAGGAGAGAGGAGAAUCCCAGUGCAACAACCUGGAGAACAAAUGA